Phoenix dactylifera (date palm) is the source of this 721-nucleotide messenger RNA. NCBI's taxonomy places the organism in Eukaryota, Viridiplantae, Streptophyta, Magnoliopsida, Arecales, Arecaceae. The record is from RefSeq and is a predicted model, not a curated record.
CUUCCCCGAGCCUAUAUAAGAGGCUCCGGCCAGGGCCCAAGAUCAGCAUACUUCCCACAUCCCGCUCCCCAUCGACCUGCACUCCGAGCGCCCUCUUCUCCGGGCUCGAUGGGUGGCUGUGCAAGCAAACCCAAGGCUCAGGAAGGCCCCAACCCUGAGGCCCUUCCAGCUGAGAACCCAGCUGCCCCCGAGCAGACCGCGACACCGGUUGAGGGCGACGCCACUGCUGAGGCCAAGACCGAAAAUGUCGAGGAGACCAAGGAGGAACCGUUGGCCGAUCUCUCCGAGCCCAAACCAGAAGAAUCCACUGCUGCUGCAGGUGAGGACCUAGCUCCCGGGAUUAGCGAGCUGAAGGCAGAGGCACCCGUUGAGUCUGCAGAGCCAAAGGAAGAGGAGAAGGCGGCGGACGACAAGGUCGCCGAGAAGGCUGAAGAGGCCGCUGCUGAAAAGACCGGGGAGGAGAAAGAUGUAAAGACCGAGAAGACCGAAGCCGCCGAGCACCCGCUGGAGAGCUCGCACUGAGAGGGGAGCAUUGUGACGCAUUUGAGGAAGCAUCCAAUAAUGUUGUGAUUUGAGCAUAGAAGAAUGAGAUCCUAAAUUGUAUCUCUUUUCAUUAUUGAAUUCUAAUUGUGGGGUAUGUUCCAUAUGUCGGGUUGGUUUAAUCUUUAUAUAAGAUUUAGCAGGAUCAGACGUUUACAAAGAUUCUGCAACUAUUAGAAAA